GGGCGGGGCUUGCGCGCGCCUCGCGCCGGGGGCGCGGGAGGGAGCGGCGCUCGGGCGCGCGCGCGCGAAAAGAGAGAGAGUGCGAGCGCCGAAAGCGGCGUGUGCGGAGCUGUGGGUGCUCAGCGAUAACCGGAGCCGCCACCGCGCAUCCGCCGGCAGAUAUGGUCCUGAACACCGAGAGCACAUGACUUCAAAGAUGGACAACUGGGUCUGUUAUAAGUUGUGAUUGGCCUUAAGCUGCCUUGCAACCGUUGAAGAACUCAACAGGAUUUCUCUUAUUCCCGAUUUAUGCCUAUAUAGUUGCCUCACACCACCAGCUUAAUCAUGUAUGGGAGUGCUCGAUCAGUCGGUAAGGUUGAGCCGAGCAACCAGAGUCCAGGGCGUUCACCAAGGCUGCCACGGUCACCACGCUUGGGCCAUCGUCGAACCAACAGCACAGGAGGCAGUUCUGGGAGUAGUACUGGGGGUGGCAGUGGGAAAACCCUUUCUAUGGAAAAUAUUCAGUCCUUAAAUGCUGCCUAUGCUACGUCUGGCCCUAUGUAUCUUAGUGACCAUGAGAACGUGGGUGCAGACACCCCAAAAAGCACCAUGACUUUGGGCCGAUCUGGGGGGCGGCUGCCUUACGGUGUUAGGAUGACUGCAAUGGGUAGCAGCCCUAACAUUGCCAGUAGUGGAGUUGCCAGCGAUACUAUUGCAUUUGGAGAGCACCAUCUCCCUCCAGUGAGUAUGGCAUCCACUGUGCCUCACUCGCUGCGCCAGGCCAGGGAUAACACAAUAAUGGAUCUGCAGACACAACUCAAAGAAGUAUUAAGGGAAAACGAUCUGCUUCGGAAGGAUGUGGAGGUGAAAGAAAGCAAGCUGAGUUCUUCUAUGAAUAGUAUCAAGACCUUCUGGAGUCCUGAGCUAAAAAAGGAGAGAGCGCUGAGGAAAGAUGAAGCUUCAAAAAUCACCAUUUGGAAGGAACAAUACAGAGUUUUGCAAGAAGAAAACCAGCAUAUGCAGAUGACCAUCCAGGCUCUUCAAGAUGAGCUUCGGAUCCAACGGGACCUGAACCAGCUUUUCCAGCAGGACAGCAGCACUAGAACCAGUGAGCCCUUUGUGGCAGAGCUGACAGAGGAAAACUUCCAACGGCUUCAUGCAGAGCAUGAACGCCAGGCCAAGGAACUCUUCCUUCUACGUAAAACCUUAGAAGAGAUGGAAUUGCGUAUUGAAACCCAGAAACAGACCUUAAAUGCACGUGAUGAGUCCAUCAAAAAGUUGCUAGAGAUGCUGCAGAGUAAAGGUCUGUCAGCCAAAGCCACUGAGGAAGAUCAUGAGCGAACAAGGCGAUUGGCUGAGGCAGAGAUGCAUGUGCACCACUUGGAAAGCCUUCUCGAACAGAAGGAAAAAGAAAACAACAUGCUGAGAGAGGAGAUCCAUCGUCGAUUUGAAAAUGCUCCUGACACAGCCAAGACAAAGGCUCUGCAAACUGUUAUUGAGAUGAAGGAUUCAAAAAUUUCUUCCAUGGAGCGUGGCCUUCGGGAUUUGGAAGAGGAGAUUCAGAUGUUGAAGUCAAAUGGAGCUCUGAGCACAGAGGAACGUGAGGAGGAAAUGAAGCAAAUGGAGGUGUACCGUAGUCAUUCCAAAUUCAUGAAAAACAAGGUAGAGCAACUGAAGGAAGAGCUAAGUGCCAAAGAGGCUCAAGGGGAGGACCUGAAAAAAAGAGUGGCUGGUCUCCAGACCGAGAUUGGUCAGGUGAAACAGGAGCUGUCACGCAAAGACACUGAGUUGCUGGCCUUGCAGACAAAGCUGGAGACCCUAACAAAUCAGUUCUCUGACAGCAAGCAGCAUAUUGAAGUUCUGAAAGAGUCACUUACAGCUAAAGAGCAAAGAGCUGCCAUCCUGCAGACAGAGGUAGAUGCAUUACGAUUACGUCUUGAAGAGAAGGAGACCAUGCUAAAUAAGAAGACAAAGCAGAUUCAGGAGAUGGCAGAGGAGAAAGGGACUCAAGCAGGAGAGAUCCAUGACCUCAAGGACAUGUUAGAGGUGAAGGAACGCAAAGUUAACGUUCUUCAGAAGAAGAUUGAAAAUCUUCAAGAACAGUUAAGAGACAAAGAGAAGCAAAUGAGCAGUUUAAAGGAGCGAGUGAAAUCCUUGCAGGCUGACACUACGAAUACAGACACCGCCUUGACCACACUGGAAGAAGCACUUGCAGAAAAGGAAAGGACCAUUGAGCGCCUAAAGGAGCAACGUGACAGAGAUGAACGAGAAAAACAGGAAGAAAUCGACAACUACAAAAAAGACAUUAAGGACCUGAAAGAGAAAGUCAGCGUUUUGCAAGGAGAUCUCACAGAGAAAGAGUCAUCCUUACUGGAUCUGAAGGAACAUGCUUCAUCCUUAGCUUCAUCAGGACUGAAGAAAGACUCAAGACUCAAAACACUAGAAAUUGCAUUGGAACAGAAAAAAGAAGAAUGUUUGAAGAUGGAAACUCAAUUGAAGAAGCAUCCUGAAGUUUUGUUGAGUCAUCCAUCCAAGCCAGCUCAUGAGGCAACACUGGAGGCUAGGGCCAGCCCAGAGUUGAGUGAUCGUAUGCAGCAGCUGGAAAGAGAGGUAACAAGGUAUCGGGAAGAAUCUAGCAAGGCUCAGGCUGAAGUGGAUCGUCUUCUGGAAAUCUUGAAAGAGAUGGAAAAUGAGAAGAAUGAUAAGGAUAAGAAGAUAGCAGAACUGGAGAGGCAAGUUAAAGAUCAAAAUAAGAAAGUAGCAAAUCUGAAGCACAAAGAGCAAGUGGAGAAAAAGAAGAGCGCACAGAUGCUGGAGGAGGCCAGGAGACGAGAGGAUAAUCUUAAUGACAGCUCCCAACAGCUUCAGGACAAUCUACGUAAAAAGGAUGAUCGUAUUGAAGAAUUGGAAGAGGCACUCAGAGAAAGUGUUCAGAUAACUGCAGAGCGGGAAAUGGUGCUAGCACAAGAGGAGUCAGCCAGGAUCAAUGCUGAGAAACAGGUAGAAGAGCUGAUGAUGGCCAUGGAGAAGGUUAAGCAGGAGCUGGAGUCAAUGAAAGCAAAACUGUCCUCUACACAGCAGUCUUUGGCUGAGAAGGAAACUCAUUUGACCAACCUACGAGCUGAAAGAAGGAAACAUUUGGAGGAAGUCCUGGAGAUGAAACAAGAAGCUCUUCUUGCUGCCAUUAGUGAAAAAGAUGCCAAUAUUGCUCUGCUGGAGCUUUCAUCCUCUAAGAAGAAGACCCAAGAUGAAGUGGCCGCACUGAAACGAGAGAAAGACCGUCUUGUGCAACAGCUUAAGCAGCAGACUCAGAACCGUAUGAAACUGAUGGCUGACAACUAUGAGGAUGACCACCUCAAAUCCUCAUCCCAUUCCAACCAAACCAACCACAAACCCUCCCCUGACCAGAUAAUUCAACCCCUCUUAGAACUUGAUCAGAAUCGCAGCAAGUUGAAGUUGUACAUUGGACAUCUGACAGCCCUCUGCCAUGACCGUGACCCCCUGAUUCUGCGUGGACUCACCCCACCUGCUUCCUACCACCUGGAUGAUGACCGGGCAGCUUGGGAGAAAGAGCUGCAGAAGAUGACCCAGGAACAGCUUCAUGACGAGUUAGAAAAGGGCGAGAAGGAAAGUGCAGAGCUGCAGGAGUUUGCCAAUGCCAUCUUACAGCAGAUAGCGGAUCACUGCCCUGACAUCCUGGAGCAAGUCGUCAAUGCACUUGAGGAAUCGUCAUGACCUCGGCCACAAGCCCCACCGGAGCAGCACACCAGUGGCCAAGCCCAGUCAGUCCAAGGAGCCAUGAGGGUAGAGAGGAAUGUGAAAGACAGAAAAUGGAAUCGAAACUUCUGGUGCACCUUUUACAAAGAAAACAAAAGCAGAAAAACCCUCUAAAAACUACAUGCUCUCUAGGUUCUUCCAGUCUGUGAUUAAUCAGUCAUGUUUGCAUUUGUCUUCUCACUGCCUUUCUACUUCAAAGUCCGAUUCCCCAUUGACUUUGUUGGUGGUGACUUUUGGAUACAGCUAAGCAAAACUCUUCCAAGUCUGCUGAGCAAAGAAGAGGGGAUCCACUGAAUACAAGCAGCUCUAGUUCUACAUGAGGUUGCGGAAGGAUAGUCCUUGCCUUUCAUCCAUUUAUUGCUGUUUUCUUUCUUUCUUUCUUUUUUUCCAUAAAAGCUGAAAGCCUGAAUUUCAUAGUGCUAAAACCAAACCUGAGCGUGCUCUGAUGAUGGUUCAUGACAGACUAGCAUCAGCUAGCUACCUCAGGUCUUGCUGCCUGUCUCACGUUUCUUACAUUCUUAGUUAACAGAGAGAGGAAAGGAAAGUUUCCCUGGUUGUUUCUGUUAGUCAUUUCAUUUAGCAGCUGGGAAACAACAUAGGCAUACUGGUACUUUCUGUUUACUUAACUUUGAUUUUUAUUGUUCACUGAUCUGACUCUGAAGUGCUCAGUGGGGCAUUUUUUCAGGUAACUGUUUUCAUCUGUUGACUUCUUGGUGUUUUUAGCCUAGCUUUCUCAUCAUCAGUCUGUGUCUCCUAAGUUCUUAUUUCAUAGAGAGCUCUCUCCCUUCAAGCAGUUGUCAUCAACAGGUCAGCUCCCAGCUUUAACUUGUAUAGUUUGUCCAUAGCCAAUUUUCCAGGCCGCUGUUUUGUGAACGCUAGCUGCCAUCAGAAUAGUCUUUGGCAUUUUGUAAAUGAGAAAAUUGCAUCAUUUAGCUUAAAAGUAUGAUUUUACACUAAGUUAGGUAGAUUCGUGACAUAGUUCUUACUAUGAUUGUAAUUUAAUUUAUUUUGGUUUAGCUUAGGCUGACAAGGGCUGAGUUUGAGUUCAGAGUAAUAACCCAUUCUUAUCAAGAGCAGCAUCUGCCAGAGUUGGCAGGCAGCUGAGUAGAUAGGUUUAAAAUCACAGCUUUAGUUAAACCAGUGCAAUUCUUAUAUGUAUAUGAGAGGCCUUAGUCUUGUUCCCAUCCAUCUUUGACACUUGUUAAAGCCCCUGCUGAUAGGUAAUAUGACCUGAACUAGCGAGUCGGUUUGUCAUUGUGGUAGCAAGUCAGAAUCCUAUUUUAUGAGUAGGACUUGGGUGUUCAUUCUUGGACUAUUCAUUAAUGGGGAAACAUGUUUUUUCCUGGCUACCAGUGGUUAUGUGUGUCUGGGGGCAUCUGCAGGACAGAACCCUUUAACACGUCCCCAUUGUGCUCCUUAAAGGAGUUGUUCCCCUUUAGCUUUCUCGUAUUACUUAAGAGAACAAAGGGAGGGGGAAAGGAAACCAAAUAUCAACACAACAGUGGAAGAAAUCUUGGUUUUCUGGUCACUAGCUAAUUACGAAUCCUCUCGGUAAACCUUGUGUUCAGAGCCUGCAGUUUAAUUCCAUAUGACUUACUACAUUUUUAGCUUAAUCACUACACUGUCGAGCUAAGGAAAAUGUUCCGAGCUGUUUUUAAAAAACUGCAUUUCUUAUGUCUUUCAAAUCCACAGCACAGCUGCCCUGUAGGUCUUUCACACCUCAUUUUUGUCUUAAGAAGGGACCGGACUGAUUACAUCCAGUAGAAAGGAGAUCAGCAAAAGUUUGAGUAAGGGAAGUUCUACCCUGUCUUUUUUUAUUCAAACAAGCACUGAAAAUUGGGCAAAACUGAAACCUUUUAUACAUGUAGACAUUAUUGAAAUCUUAUUUAGAAUAAAUCAAAUUCCAAUUCAUUCUACUGCAUUGAUUCAGCAGAAGGAACUGGAUCCAUAACCAUAGUGUCUACUAGGAAGAAAUAUGUAAGUCUCCAAAGUGAUUCACACCUUUUCCAUGUUUUGAACUGACAGUGCUUUGCAAAUCAGGAAAUGUAGCUUUAGUUCUCGCUGUAGUACCAGCCUGUGCUUGAAGCCUUUUUUUUUGUCAUGGAUGAGGAAAGUAAUGGAAACCUGAAUGUGUGCAAGGAGGGAACACCGGAAGGCAUGUAGACAGUGACUGUACAUACCACUGAGCCGUGCCUCAUCCCAGAACCACCCCUUUGGUCCCAUUAUUUGAGUCAGCACGUUUCGAUAGGAACUGUUGUUUUGAAAUCUUUCCUCUUGCUUUUUCUUCAUCACCCCUAAUUACUCACUCAAGGAAUUUAAUGCCGCCUGUAAAAGCAUCAGACCCAUCAGCCUAACAUCAUCGCACCACCACCACUCCUGACUAUCUCGUUAACUUAUAUGGUCAAACCUCCAGCUGCCCUGGUUCCCUGCUGUAAAACAAUCCGUCCUCUGUGAGAAGCUGUGGAAUUUCCCUUAUCGAUGGUUCAAAUGACUCUUGCUUGUAAACCUCUUACUGAGAUGUUCCUUGAUAGCGUUUCUGCUGCAGGCAGGGGCAGGGGGAGGGGAUGGGAAUGAGGGAUGGUCUUUUGGAGCUGUUAUUUCAGUUUCCUUGGUUUGCUGCAUUGCCCACACAUUGCAGGAAGGCUGCGAGUUUCAGUGCUCAUUCUUCUGCAUCUUUAACUCAGCUGCCAGCCUGUGGCUGCGUUUCUGGAGUUGAAAGCGUCCCAGCCAAAGGUCUGCUGCUGUCAUGACAGUGUGUGCAGGAUCCAUACAUCAGCAGCCAGGUGAUUCUUGCUGUUUACACAUCUCCCGGCCUCUUCCCUGAGAGGAUUUGUCAAGCCUGGCUAGUUUUCACGCUGACCAUUUGGUCUUUUAUCUCCCAGCCACACACCUGCUGUUCCUCCCAUCUGGAUUGUUGGGCCUUUGCAAUUUUCUUCGUUAACUACUGUUAUCUUCUAGGUCUUCUAGGCUUCCCGUCUUAAACUUAGACCUCAGUAAAGUGCUUUCAGGGAGAGGGCAGAUCUCAUUUAGGAUCACACUUGAUCCAACUUGAUCUCCAUUGAACUAUUUCAGGUAAUCUCUCUGAUCCUGUGUCGACAGAGAUCUUGUCGUGGUGAAUAGCUUGAGGAGCUGUGUUAUUUGGGAGGUACUGCUGGCUGUGAUUUAAUGCUGAAUGUGACCAGUGAAAGCUUUUUCUUUUCAUUCAUAGGGAGUGCUGCACCAUCAGCCUUAGGGCAAGAAAGGAAUUUCGUUAUUGUAAUGCAUCAUGGAAUUGCAUAUCAGGCACAUGGCAGAAGGGCCAUUUGUGCACACAUACUGUGAUGCUCAUCCACAUGGCAGAAGGGCCAUUUGUGCACACAUACUGUGAUGCUCAUCCAGUUGCCUAAUCCACUACUGCUCUUUUAAAAUCUUAUACCCAGGUGUCAGCAGCCAGGGAGGUGCAGACAGUUUCCUAGCACAGCGAGCAGUCCUGCAACAUGGCAGCUCUGGGAAAUUCAGAGGCCCUUCCCAGGGAUCCUGGGGAAACUUGCUUUUUCUUCUCCUGUUGAAUGUUUGCUAUGGGGGCUACGAAAGUUUUAAUUGCUUUAAUUUUUUUUUUCUUUCAAGCUUUCAUUUGUAGAGAAACUGAGAGAUGUCAGAACUUGAGGAGCUGUCUGUAGAAAAUUAAAUAGGUCAUUUUAGCUGGGUUUGAGCUAAAAAGUAUCUCAAGUCUGAAGCUCACGUACAGUGUAAAAACUGACACCCCAACCACACUAGUUUAUGAUCUCCACAAGUCCAAGUACGCAUUUUCUUCUGCAUCCAGCCUCACAUAAAACACUAAAAGGACAUUACAACACUAGAAUUGCAGGGUGAGGACAUGAGCACUGUUUGCAAUUGGAAGAAUUGCCUGAUGUGCUCCCAAACGAAGCUCUAACGCUUCUCAUUUUGACUGCCUUUAACCAGCUUUCCCUCUAGAAAAUGCCAAACCCUCUUUGGAGUAUCUGAUUUUUGCCAAGUCCGGGGGAUGGAAGGUGAAGGUCUGACAUGAUGCACAAAACUGUGCGCUGUUUCUGGUUGCAUGGCUCGAAUAUCCCUUCUGUAGCAAAUUUCCUGGUACUUUGGGGCACUCGGUAUUUUGCACAAGGGGGCAUUAAUGUCAUAAAACUUGUAGCGAUAACCCUGUUAUUUUAAACCAAAGGGGCACGUCUUUUCAGUUGCCCUCCAAUUCCCACCCAUUCUGCUGCUAACGCUCAAUUUGUUGGGAAGUUUCUACAUCUGAUAAAGGCUGACAGGGUUGAGUCCCCACUUCUGUACCAACUGCCAAUUGUUGCCACCGAAGGGGUCUUUACAAAGGAUGUAGAGAGUCACGCACUGAUGCCAUUUUAAAGCAAAAAUUUCACUACAUAAGUAAUGCGUAUAUUUCUCAAAUGACUCCGAUGAAAUGCAAAAAGGGAAACAGUACAAUCAAGGCAUCUGAUAUUAAAAAGGAAGCCUCGAUUCUGCUCAACGCCCGCACUGAAAGAGGGAACGGGAGAGGACACAGAAGGCUGUGGAUAACUAACACUGCCCCAGUGAAGCCGAUGGGGUGGGAGGGUCAGGCACAGGGCAUCGUCAUGCUUGGCAAGGCCGACUCUGUCAAUCCCUGUUGUCAGCGUUGUGAGGAAAAGGAGUGUUGGGGGUGGGGGGGAUUUUUAAACAAAAUAAUGUUUUUAAUUGUCUUUUCCACAUAAAUGGAAGGAACCUUACGCAACAGCAAAUCCUUCUGAACAAAAUGGCUGUGUCCACUGACUUAUUUUUAAAAAGAAAAACUGUUUCAAAACUUUUUAGUGUGAAAAGCAUAAACACAGAAAUCCUGACUUUUUCCAGUGUGUGUGGUGAGUGCUGUAACCCUGUCAUCAGUAUCUCUCCUGACUUUUUCAGGGGCGUUUUUUCCUGUUUUGUUUUCUGCUUGUCGAUAUUGUCUGUGUGGUCCUAAGGCUGGGGCAGUUACCAACAAUGUGUGUCUGUUGUCGGAUUAAACAAAAAGAUAGUAGUAGAACUGAAAAUGAUGUGUUUUAAAAUAAUAUUUAAAAAAUAAAUUUCAUCAAAAGGAAUUCAAGUAAAGAAGCUACAAAGCCGUGACUCCUCCUCUUAGGAUUGUACGGAAAAGGAUUUGUGGGCUUAUUAUUAUAACCAGUUGCCUUUCACAGGCUUUUGAGGUCCAAGGCAGCUUGGCCUCUUAGGAAAUGUUACGAACCUUGUAUAAAUUCUUGCUUUCCCAGGUUUAUACUGUAUGUGGAUCAUACAGAAAUGGGCUGAAUGAAACAGUAUUUUGGAGAUGAGCCUUUUCUGCUAAUGGUUGUCUAUGCCAGGCAUCCCUUAAGGUAUAAACCAUUGAUAUAAAUGGGCCAAACGCUUUAGCCGUGUUUUCCCUGCCUUCUCAAUUGCACCCAUCAACACUAGGGACAAGUGUGCAAGCGCGGAUCAGUUGGUGCAGCUAGUCAGUGUGUGCAGGCCCCUUAUCGAAGUUGUAUUUCUUUGUGUCCAGUAUUGGUCACAGAGCUGCAAUGGGUUAUGGUGUAUGCAAGGACCAGCAGCUGCCGUCUGCCGCAUUUGACCUGCACCGUUUAAAAGGAGCAAUGUCAGAAUAAACCACUAAUGUAAAUACACACACACCCCCACCCAAAUCAUUUUACCUAUGAUACUAGAUAAAAAAAUUCCAUUAAAUGGGUUUUUGUAUGAAAUUAUCAUCUUUGUGCCCAUUUUACUUUUCUAGUUUGGAUCUUGAAAAUCAAGUCAAUCAGCUUUGCUUUUAAAAAGAUAUUUCCCAUUUAAGUUCUUCGUGCUUUGGUGGGGUUUUUUGUUCAAAACAAUGUUUUUCCGUGCAGAAACUGGCAAAAAAUGGACUUACCAGUUGCGUGUAGUCAUAUUUGUUAUAAAAUGGCAUUAUCCAAAAUCCAUAUUCAAA
This is a messenger RNA of Cuculus canorus (common cuckoo), 9682 nucleotides long. It is a transcript of the gene ERC1, whose product is annotated as ELKS/RAB6-interacting/CAST family member 1. Bases 325 to 3714 code for a protein of 1129 amino acids. Lineage: Eukaryota; Metazoa; Chordata; Aves; Cuculiformes; Cuculidae. Gene Ontology annotation, molecular function: structural constituent of presynaptic active zone. The transcript has 20 exons. Gene Ontology annotation, cellular component: cytoskeleton of presynaptic active zone. The record is from RefSeq and is a predicted model, not a curated record. Gene Ontology annotation, biological process: regulation of synaptic plasticity; maintenance of presynaptic active zone structure; neuromuscular synaptic transmission.